Molecule: messenger RNA, 9758 nt
Organism: Anolis carolinensis (green anole)
Lineage: Eukaryota; Metazoa; Chordata; Lepidosauria; Squamata; Anolidae
Gene: kcns3
Product: potassium voltage-gated channel modifier subfamily S member 3
Exons: 4
Coding region: 7614-9122 (502 amino acids)
Biological process (GO): protein homooligomerization; potassium ion transmembrane transport
Cellular component (GO): membrane; voltage-gated potassium channel complex
Molecular function (GO): protein binding; voltage-gated potassium channel activity
Source: RefSeq, a predicted model, not a curated record
AGUGAGUGAGUGAGCCCUCGGCAUCUGCUCUUCCUCUCCCGGAAACUAGGCAAGUGGGGUUUAUAUAUCUGUGGGAGGUCCAGGGUGGGAGAAAGAACUCUUGUCUGCUUGAGGCAGGUGUGAAUAUUGCAAUUGGCCACCUUGAUUAGCAUUGAAUAGCCUUACAGCUUCGAAGUCUGGCUGCUUCCUGCCUGGGGGAAUCCUUUGUUGGGAAGUGUUAGCUGGCCCUGUCUGGAAUUUCCUUGAUUUCUGAAUGUUCUUUAUUUAAUGUCCUGAUUUUAGAGUUUUUAAAAAUACUAGCUGCCAGAUUUUGUUCAUUUUCAUGGUUUCCUCCAUUCUGCUCAAACUGUCCAGUCACCUUGAGUUCUAAGUGUUUCCCUUCCUUUUCCCCAAGCAUCUCUCUCUAUGUGUAAAUAUUACCAGGAACUUCCUGAUUGCUGUUCAACAUGAUGCUGCCAGAGAGUGCUGCUGCAGAGUCUCCUUCUCUAGAGGUACUGAAGCAGAGGCUGGAUGGCCAUCUGCAGGGAGUGCUUUGAUUGGAUGAAAUGGGGUCGGACUGGAUGGCCCUGGGAGGGGGCCACUUCCAACAAGGGAUUCUAUGAUUCUACAGGAUGCCCCAAAAGGCGCACUAUAUUGGGGGGAAAUGGGACAUUGCUGCUAAAUGUACCUGUAUUUGAACACGUCGGCUUGUAUAGAAGGAGCCUGGUGGUGCAAUGAGUUAAACCCUUGUGCCGGCAGGACUGCUGACUUAAAGAUUGGAUGCUGACCUGAAGGAUGCUGGUUUGAAUCCAACCCUUGAAGAGCACAGAUGAGUUCCCUCUAUUAGCUCCAGCUCUCUAUGCGGGGACAUGAGAGAAGCCUCCCACAAGGAUGGCAAAAACAUCAAAAACAUCCGGGCGUCCUCUGGGUAAUGUCCUUGCAGACAGCCAAUUAUCUCACACCAGAAGUGACUUGCAAUUUCUCAAGUUGCGCUGACAUGAAAAAAAAAAUCAUGUAUAGAGUGGGGACACCCUCUGUUUGUAUGGGAUGGCGCAGAGGGUUAAACCGCUGAGCUGCUGAACUUGCUGAUCAAAGGUCAGCUGUUUGAAUCCGGGGAGCAGGAUGAGCUCCUGCUGUUAGCCCCAGCUUCUGCCUAACUAGCUGUCCAAAAACAUGCAAAUGUGAGUAGAUCAAUAGGUACCGCUUCGGCGGGAAGUUAACGGCACUCCAUGCAGUCAUGCCAGCCACAUGACCUUGAAGACGUGUACGGACAAUGCUGGCUCUUCAGCUUAGAAAUGGAGAUGAGCACCAACCCCCAGAGUUGGACACGACUGGACUUAAUGUUAGGGGAAAACCUUUAUCUUUACUAUACACACCUCAGUUGUGUACUUUCUCUUUUUCUCUCUCCACUCCUCCUAUUCAGCUCUUUUCUUGCCUCUCGGAUUUGUGGGCUUUACACAAAGUCUCCCAAGUUUCAGUGGGCCCCUCUCUUUCUCUCCCAUCUCUUCUUCUCCCUCUUUCUCCUCUCCCUCCCUCUUUCCCUCUCUCCUUCCCUCUCUUCCACUCUUGCCUCCAACCUUUCUCCAUCGUGCCCCCCUUUUUCGCCUUGGCGCUGGCUCUACAAACCCAACUUUGCGCUACUCUUGCCCUUGGCUUCCUUCUUUCCUGGCAAAUAGGUUUGCGCAACCCCUGGUUGUGCAGGCUGUAAUAUAGAGGAGAGAAUUGACCACACCACCUCUGAGUGUCCCUUGCCUGAGAAAAACCCUGUGGAAGUCCUGGAGGAGCCCUCAAUGGACAGGGGACUUGAAGGCAGGCAGGAAAGGAAAGCUGCCCCCAUGGACACAAUGGAAGUGGCAGGAAAGAAAGGAAGGCCUACUGAGAAACCCUUUCCUUAAAUAACCCCAUCUACACUGCCAUAUACAUUCCAGAUUAUCUGCUUUGAACUGGAUUAUAUGGCAAUGUAGUCUGAUGUGGAUUAUCUGCUUUGAUAAUCUGGAUUAUAUGGCAGUGUACAUUCAGCCAAUGACGGGAGGUUCCCAGGAAACUCAGGAUUAAUCUGUGAACUCAGGUUUUUCCAAUGGACUGGAUUGUGUGGCUCUGGAGAGCGGGGAAGAUGCACUGCACAUGCUCAGAGGCAAUGCCCUUUUCCUCCCCUAGGGGACAGGCCUCAGGAAGUACUAGCUAAGGCAGCAUUUCUCAACCUGGGGUCGGGACCCCUAAGGGGGUCACAAGGGGGGUGUCACAGGGGUCGCCAAAGGCCAUCUGAAAACACAUAUUGCUCUUUGAUUGUAGGUUAACUAUAAAUCUCAAAUAACAAAACCAAUCCCCCCAACCCCAUCAGUAUUCAAAUUUAGGCGUAUCAGGUAUUUGUGCCAAAUUUCAUCCAGAUCCAUCGUUUGGGUUCACAGUGCUCUCCUGAUGUAAGUGAACUACAUCUCCCCUGUAUCACUGUCAAUCCCUCCCAAAUCCCUCCAGUAUUUUCUGCUGGCUCUGCGGGUUCUGUGUGGGAAGUUUGGCCCAAUUCUAUCAUUGGUGGGGUUCAAGGGGCUCUUUGAUUAUAGGUGAACUAUAAAUCCCAGCAACUACAACUCCCAAAUGUCAAGGUCUAUUUUUCCCCAAACUCCACCAGUGUUCACAUUUGAACAUAUUGAGUAUUUGUGCCAAGUUUGGUUCAGAUCCAUCAUUGUUUGAGUCCACAGUGCUCUCUGGAUGUAGGUGAACUACAACUCCAGAACUCAAGGUCAAUGCCCACCAAACUCUUCUAGUAUUUUCUAUUGGUCAUGGAAAUUCUGUGUGUCAAGUUUGGUUCAAUUCCAUUGUUGGUGGAGUUAGGAAUGCUCCUUGAUUGUAGGUGAACUAUAAAUUCCAGCAACUACAACUCCCAAAUGACAAAGUCCCCCCCCCAACCCCACCAGUAUUCAAAUUUGGGCGUAUCGGGUAUUUGUGCCACAUUUGGUCCAGUGAAUGAAAAUAUCUCUUGCAUAUCAGAUAUUUACAUUACGAUUCAUAACAGUAGAAAAAUGACAACGAAAAUAAUUCUAUGGUUGGAGGUCACCACAACACGAGGAACUAUAUUAAGGGGUUGCAGCAUUAGGAAGGUUGAGAACCACAGAGCUAAGACAGCUGUAAGGUACCAAUCAUGCCAUGUCACUGCUUCCCAGAUGUGCCAUUAUCUCAGAGGACUGGAGAAGAGGCAAGCCUUUUAAUACCAAAGUUGGAACAAGUAAGGGGGAGAGAAGGCUGCCAAAAUAUCUGUGCGGUAGAAUAACUGAUGGAGGAAAGAGAGGGAUUUCUUAGAACAAAGUAUUUUGGGUUGCUGUGAGUUUUCCGGGCUGUGUGGCCAUGUUCCAGAAGCGCUCCCUCCUGACAUUUCACCCAUAUCUAUGGCAGGCAUUCUCAAAGGUUGUGAGGUCUGUUAAAAACUGGACAAGUGGGGUUUAUAUAUCUGUGGAAUGUCUACCAGUAUUAAAAAGUGCAAAAAUCAGGACAGUAAAUAAAGAACAACACUCAGAAAACCGAGGAAUUCCAGACAUGAAACAAUCAGGGCCAGCUAACACCUCCCAACAAAGGAUUCCCAAAGGCAGAAUGCAGUCACGCUUUGAUGCAGGCACUGCCAUAGAUGUGGAUGAAACCUCAGGAGAUAAUGCUUCUGGAACAUGGCCAUACACCCUGGAAAACUCACAGCAACCCAGUGAUUCUGGCCAUAAAAGCCUGCCAGACUAUUAAGUGAUAAUCAAGCUAGCCAACUGCAACAUUCACACUUGCCUCAAACAGAAGGGUUCUUUCUCCCACCCUGGACUUUCCACAGAUAUGUAAAGCCCACUUGCCUAGUUACCAACAGACCUCACAACCCCUAAGGAUGCCUGCCAUAGAUGUGGGUGAAACGUCAGGAGACAAUGCUUCUGGAACAUGGCUAUACAGCCUGGAAAACUCACAGCAACCCAGUGGCCAUGAAAGCCUUCAACAACACAGUAAAAAUUCUGGUCACUAUCUUCUCAGGUGCAUCUACAUUGUAGAAUGAGUGCAGUUUGGCACCACUUAUUUUCAGGGCGCAAUGUUAUGGGAUCCUGAGAGUUGUAGCUUUACAAGAUCUUUUACCUUCUCUGAUAAAGAGCGCUGGUGCCUUGCUACACUAUAAUCUCAGGAUCCCACAGCAUUAAGACAUGACAGUUAGUGGUGUCAAACAUCUUUUAUUCUACAGCAUCAAUGUACCUUCUCCUCUGUUUCAUUCUUUCUUUUUAUUUGUGUGUCUUCUGCCACAAAAUCACCUGGGAUUGGAUGCUCUCUGCAACUUUGGGCUUUGCGGCUGUUUUGCUGUGUUUUGCUUUUGUGGGAGGGAUGGAAAACUCUUUACACUUGACCUAAGCAGUUUCCAAUGCUGCUGCUGGUUUCUAUUGCUCUUAUAAGACAAUGGUUUGUGAUCUGAGAGGGGAGAAAAUCAAUAAAAACUUCUUUAGGUCUCUUUCAUACUGCAAAGCCCCAUCUUGUCUUCCCAAAAUAUAUUUUUAAUAAGAAGUCUAGGUCAAUUUUCUUUCAAGCAUGAGUAGUAUACUAUGGCAUGUGCACUGCUCUAUAAUGCUAUACUGGAUGUUUAUUGAUUCCUUCCAAACUGUUAUUUGCAGUAAGAGUUGGCUAUGGAAAGCAAUGACUGAGAGACAAGCUGAAGCUAGUGCUUGUGGUGAUUCUGCUUGGUUGUAAUUGUUUAGGUAAAGGUAAAUGUUUUCCCCUGACAUUAAGUCUAGUUGUGUCCGACUCUGGGGAUUGGUGCUCAUCUCCAUUCUAAGCCAAAGAGCCGGUGUUGUCUGUAGACACCCCCAAGGCUAUGUGGCCAGCAUGACUGACUGCAUGGACCGCUGUUCCCGCUGGAGCAGUACCUAUCGAUCUACUCACAUUUGCAUGUCUUUGAACUGCUAGGUUGGCAGAAGCUGGGGCUAACAGUGCAAGCUCACCCUGCUGCCCAAUUCAGUCAGCAAGUUCAGCAGUUCAGCGGUUUAACCUGCUGCACCACCUAAAUCUAGUGGUUUGCCUCAACUAAAAUAAAUCCAUGAAUCAAAGGAAACUUCUUAUGACAGUACUUGGGUAAGUUCUGUUGAUUUUAGUUGGGAGAAACAAUUGCAUUUAAGGCAUCUGGCUUUAUAGUUAUUCUUACCAUUCUAUUAUGUUUUGUGAUUUCCCAAGGGUGCAUCUACACUGUAGAAUCAAUACAGUUCGACUUCACUUUAACUUUCAAGGCUCAAUGUUAUGGAAUCAUGGAAGUCAUAGUUUUACAUGGUCUUUAGCCUUAGUGAUGGUGAAUCACCAAACUAUAAAAAUCCCAGGAAUCCAUAACAUGCCAAUUAAAAAGGUGUCAGACUGCAUGAAUUCUACAGUGCAGAUACACUUCAAGUUUUGUUGCAGAGGGAAGGGAGGGUUAAUCUAAAAGCAUCUAUCUAUCUAUUUAUCUAAAUAUAUCUUGUUGCAAAGAACAACAAUACAAAUCCCCCUUCUUGCAGCAACUAAUCCAGAAAUUCACUACGGUGCAUUUUUUUUGGUCUUUGUAAAUUUUCCUAGCCUUAGAGGAGUUGCUGUGUGUGUUAGAGGCUUUGCUGUAACCCAUUAGUAUGAAAUCCUCUGUUUCUUCAGCCUUUGGCCCUGAUUCCUGCAACAGGAUUGGCAAGAAGUCAUAUUGGCCGCUUUGCUUUGCUGAGUAUGUGGUCCAUGCUGUCAGCAAAAGUGUCGGGAAGUAAUUAAUUACAAGAAGAGGCUCUAUCGAAAAGAACAAAACAAACAAUACAUUCUCUUUAUUCCCUGGGCUGGGAGGAAAUAUUGUGUAUACUCCUGUAUAAAUUGCCAUGUAUACGUUGAGUGCAGGUUUGGGGGCCAAAAUUAUGGAUUGAGGAUCUGCAGAGAGAGAGAAAGCACCAGCACUGCCUCAGAGGGCCACCCGCCUUCCUCCCAUUUUCCUGCUUAGGCCUUCAAAAAGGAUGUGGUAGAGGGAAUAUAGUGCUCUGUCCUCCUAUUAGAUUUUCCCAGGAUGGACUAAGCCCCCUUCUACACUGUCCUACACUGUCUACAAUAUCCCAAGAUCUGAUCCCAGAUUAUCUGUUUAUCCCAGAUUAUCUGGCAGUGGAGACUCAUAUAAUCCAGUUCAAAGCGGAUAACAUGGGAUCAGAUCUUAGAAUACAAGGACAGUGUAGAAGGGGCCUAAGCUAUCCACUUUCACCACUCUAUUCAGAAAUGGUUCCUUUAAAAAAAAAUAAAAGUCAAGGUACAGUACUUACAUUGACCUGAAGAUAAUUCAACCCAGUGGAUCAGCUAUCCUGGUUUUGGGAGGUUGAUAUUUUACUAAAAGUUUUACUAAAAUUUUACAUUGAUAUAUAGUGGGUCGUAGGAAACGACUGCAGACAUAUUUUGUGUUUAUGCCACAGAAGGAAGACAGUUUCAGUUUUCCAUGUUCCUGUUAAAGGUACUGUGUGUAUUUCUUUCUAAAGCAAUUUCUAUUGCAUCUGUAGGCGAAGCUUAAAGCCAGCUCUUAGAGCCAAGUAGAAUAGAUCUACUGAACUAACACUUAAAGCCACAAACGGGACAUCUGUACUUAGAACAUUUGGCCAGUGCAGAUGGUAAAAAAAUAUGCUUCUUACCAUACUAUUCAAUUUAUUCAAUCAUCUGAUGGAAAAAAAACCUCUAGAUUAUUAUAAAUUCAAUGUGGGAGAAUGUAAACAUUACAGAUUCUGUCUUCUCUAGGAAAUUUGAGUGCAGUACACCCAAAUAUGCACCUUUUCCUUUUAUUUUAAACUGGACUGUUUUGUUAUGCACAUUUAUUUAUUUAUUUAUUUAUUUAUUUACUACAUUUAUAUACACUGCUUUUCUCCCCCUAAGGGAACUCAAAGCAGUUUCCAACAUUAUAAAGGCAAAAACAAAUGCCGUACAUACAUGUGAAAACCAAAAGAUAAUGUCAAGACAAUAAUAUAUAACUAUAAAUUAAACUAACCAAAUUGAAACAUAAACAUAAAAUAACAUUUAGACAUAAAGCAUAAAAUUAAACAUUGAUAAUACAGUAACAUUUAUAUUAAAACCCACUGAUAAACAACAUGAUUUAAAAACAGUUAUUAAAAUAGCACCAUCCAAAUCAAAGUCCGCAGUCCUUGCAUUAGUCCGUUCACUAUUCCUUAUUAUCUUAUUGCACUAUGAGCUUUGCUGUCCAAAGACAUGGUCACAUAGCCACAUUUUUACUUUCUUCCUGAAUGUCAGGAAGGAGGGAGCUGCUCUAAUUUCACCGGGAAGGAGUUUCAUGGUCAAAGGGCCACCACUGAGAAAGCUCUGUCUCUCGUCCCCACCAGUUGUGCUUGCGAGGAAGGUGGGAUCGAGAGCAGGGCCACCGCAGAAGAUCUUAAUCUCCGAGGUGGAUCAUAGAAGGAGAUACGUUCUGACAGGUGCCCCAUCAUUUUUUGAACUUGCGGGUGGCUGUCCUUAUCUAGAAAAAUAAUUUCAACCCUAUUUUCUAUGCCAUACCAAUAUGCUUGUAGAUAGACUCUUCUACAACAAGAAAUGCUUCUGGAACUGGCACAUGCUUUAAGAAGAGACUUUGUAUCAGUUUUGGCGCAGUGGAAUAUUAUGUGCCUUGCAAGCAGGCCACAGACCUUGCAGUGUUCAAAAUGGUGUAUGGUGAAUUUUUCCACAGACUGGGACAAGAUGAAGAGCUUGUCAACUUGAAUGUAGGUGGCUUCAAGCAGUCCAUUGGCCAAAGUACCUUACUCAGAUUUCCCCAUACAAGACUUGGGAAGUUGCUCAAAUGCCAUUCGGAAGAAGCUAUUCUGGAACUUUGUGAUGAUUACAGCGUUGCAGACAAAGAAUAUUAUUUUGACCGAAAUCCUUCUUUGUUCCGAUAUGUGCUGAAUUUCUAUUACACGGGUAAGCUCCACGUUAUGGAAGAGCUUUGUGUGUUCUCCUUUUGUCAGGAAAUUGAGUACUGGGGGAUCAAUGAACUCUUCAUUGAUUCCUGCUGCAGCAACAGGUACCAAGAAAAGAAGGAAGAGAGCCCAGAUAAAGACUGGGAGAAUAAAAGCAAUGCAGGAAGCCUGGACUCUUCUGAAGAAGAGUCAUCCAUAUUUGAGAAGGAGCUUGAGAAGUUUGAUAAACAGUGUUUUGGGGACUUGCGCAAGAAAAUAUGGGUUACCAUGGAGAAUCCUGCAUCUUGUUUGUCAGCCAAACUGAUUGCUGUUUCUUCUUUGAGCGUGGUCCUUGCAUCUAUUGUGACCAUGUGUAUCCACAGUAUGCCGGAAUUCCAAAAACUGGAUGCCAAAGAAAGAGAGAUUGAAAAUCCUAUUCUGGAAGUUGUGGAGAUCAUAUGCAUCGUCUGGUUCACCUCAGAGCUGAUGAUCAGGUCGGCUGCUGCACCAAGUCAAAAAAAGUUCUGGAAGAACCCUCUAAACAUUAUCGACUUUGUCUCCAUCAUUCCUUUCUAUGCCACUUUGGCUGUGCACACAAAGGAGGAAGAGAGUGAAGACAUCGAAAACAUGGGGAAGGUGGUUCAGAUCCUACGGUUAAUGAGGAUAUUUCGUAUAUUGAAGCUCGCAAGGCACUCAGUUGGACUUCGCUCUUUGGGUGCAACGUUAAGGCACAGCUACCAUGAGGUUGGACUUCUGCUUUUGUUCCUGGCUGUCGGGAUUUCUAUUUUUUCUGUUUUGGUCUACUCGGUGGAAAAAGAUGAUGACACAUCGGAGUUGCAGAGCAUCCCAAUCUGCUGGUGGUGGGCCACAAUCAGCAUGACUACUGUUGGCUAUGGGGACACCUUCCCUGUCACUUUUAUGGGAAAGAUUAUUGGCACAACCUGCAUUAUCUGUGGAAUCCUGGUGGUAUCACUUCCCAUCACCAUCAUUUUCAACAAAUUUUCAAAAUACUACCAGAAGCAGAAGGAUAUGGACGUGGACCCUUGCAAUGAUGACCCCAAGGAGAAGACCAAUGAGCUCCCUUAUUUUAACAUUAGGGAUAUUUAUGCAAAAAAGAUGCACUCCUUUAUUUCUAGCCUUUCUUCUGUAGGAAUUGUAGCCAACGAUCAAGAUUCAACAGAUGCCUCCAGUAUCCAAGAUCUUGAUGAUGUUUAUAACGCAACAUCUUUCCAGAAUGAACGUGCAUCUUUAGUCUCUUCGAAGACCCACCUGUGACUGGACCGGUAGUCUUCUGGUUUCCUCUGGCACUAAGCACAGCCAAAUGAAUCCACACAUAUUGAAGAGAUGCUUCAGCAACCCAACUAAAUGAGACAUGGUUAAAGGAGCUCUCUCUCACACAGCACUAGGGGAGAUAAUCAAAAAGCAGUAAGUGGCAAAACCAUCAGGCAGUACUGACAGAUUUUGCUAUGGCUUAUUGUGCAUUUGCUGCUACAGCUUCACACCAAUCCCCCAUUCCACCCAAAAGAAGCCAUACAUGCCAUUGAUAGCCUCAUUUUAUACUUUUUUGGCUAGAAAGAGAGUUUAUAUAAAAUAAAUGCCUAUCCAUAUGACCUGUUUUCCCUCUAUUUCCCCCUCCUCCAUUAAUUAAUACCCAUGGGUGCUGCCUAACUCUGCCAAAUGCUUCCUGUCACAGUUGCCAUCAUUUACCUCCGCUGCUGAAUGAUGAUGAUGAUAACAAUGUAUUGUGACCUAAAGUUAAUGUCGCUUGCUGCUCCUUUGCUUGUUACUGUUGAAGAACUUUAUUUUAAAAAAAGGAAACUUCAGUAGGCCAAAUGUGCAACUAAUCUCGGCUGAUGACUUCACAAUAAGGCAGGCUACCUCAACACCAAUAAAAUUUUGACAUUACCCAUG